This is a messenger RNA of Durotheca rogersii, 477 nucleotides long. RefSeq lists its product as uncharacterized. Gene Ontology annotation, biological process: mycotoxin biosynthetic process. Lineage: Eukaryota; Fungi; Ascomycota; Sordariomycetes; Xylariales; Xylariaceae. Bases 1 to 477 code for a protein of 158 amino acids. The transcript is spliced from 2 exons. The record is from RefSeq and is a predicted model, not a curated record.
AUGUCACACACGAUGGACGAGAAGCUGCGCGGCAGGCUGCUCCCGAAGAACACGGGCGUGAUCUGGACCGCCCACAACGAGACCUUCCGGCUCGGCAUGGGCAUCUCCAUGUUCCACGCCAUGCACUGUCUGCUGUUCCUGCGCAGUGUGUUGCAGGACAGGCUCGACGGCGCCGACAUAUCCUCGUCUGCGUACCGGUCGAGGCGCGGCGAGAGCUUGCACACGCACGUGCCGCACUGUUUCUCAUACGUGACGCAGCACGUCAUGUGCCUCGGCGACAGCACCAUCGAGCCGCCGUGGAUCGAGAAGGACGCGGCCGGAAACAUCCAGGCGUUCGGGAUCGACGGCUACGGUACGCACCACAAGUGCAAGGAUACGACGCGCAUGCUGGGCGUGGCUCGCCGCGCGCGAACAGAGACGUUCGAUCCCUGGGACUGGCAGGACGGCGACACGGUGGAAACCGUGUUUGGUAGCUGA